AUGACGGGUGGCACCGCUUCGGUAGAUAUGGCAGUCUUCUGUUUCGAUGUGAUAGCCGCUGCCGUCAACAAUCAUUCUGAUCCACCUGUGCCGGCCUCAAUACCUAAUGACAAAUUUCCUCUUUUUGUGACUUGGAAAAAAGGAAGCCAUCGACGUUUGAGAGGUUGUAUAGGAACAUUUUCACAACUUCACCUUCAUACGGGUCUUCGAGAUUAUGCUAUUACAAGUGCGUUUCAUGAUUCACGUUUCGAUCCUGUACGAAAAGAAGAAAUCCCUCAUCUUCACUGCAGUGUGUCUUUAUUAAUUAAAUUUGAAUCUGCUCAUGAUUAUAUGGACUGGACUAUCGGUAUGCAUGGGAUACGUAUUCACUUCAUGGACGGUAGUAUUCGUAGAGACGCCGUUUACUUACCGGAAGUCGCAUAUGAGCAGGGUUGGGACCAUCUUGAAACGAUAAAUAACUUGAUAGAAAAGGGAGGGUAUCGAGGUCGUAUUGAUGAGGGGUUUCGACUCUCAUUGCAAGUGACACGUUUUCAAUCAAGUAAGAUAAUGAUCUCGUACGAUGUAAGUUCCUUUUACGCGCCAUUUUUUUUCUUUCCACAGCUGACUAGUUUUAAAUCACAAUGA
Molecule: messenger RNA, 624 nt
Organism: Angiostrongylus costaricensis
Lineage: Eukaryota; Metazoa; Nematoda; Chromadorea; Rhabditida; Metastrongylidae
Source: the annotation of a GenBank genome assembly